Lotus japonicus is the source of this 849-nucleotide messenger RNA. RefSeq lists its product as uncharacterized. NCBI's taxonomy places the organism in Eukaryota, Viridiplantae, Streptophyta, Magnoliopsida, Fabales, Fabaceae. The record is from RefSeq and is a predicted model, not a curated record. The transcript is spliced from 2 exons. Bases 1 to 849 code for a protein of 282 amino acids.
AUGGAGUUGGGAAAACUUGAAGGGGUGAAGAUAGGCACUUCUGAGGAGGUAGAGGUGGCAGUACUACAGUUUACGGACGAUACCUUACUAAUGGGGGGUUCAUCUUUGCAGAAUGUUCUUUCCAUGAAAAGUCUAAGACGGGAAAUUGGUUGUGGGAACACUGUGCUCUUUUGGAAAAACGAAUGGUGUGAAAGUGGAUUACUGAAAAUUUGCUUCCGCAGACUGUUCCAUCUCUCUACUCAAAAGAAUUGUACACUGAGGGAUAUGACUGUAUGGGUGGAUGGGAGGAUGCACUGGGAAUUUAGGUGGAGACGAGCUCUGAGUGAUCGAGAAAGAGGGAUGGUGGAAGAGCUUCGCAGAAUCGGUGGAAAUAUUCAACUGAUGGCAGGGGUUCUUGACACUUGGACUUGGUAUCCAGAGACUGAAGGAAGAUAUUCUGUGCAAUCCGCAUACAAAUUGAUAAAAGCUCCGAUGAUUGAGAAUAAUGACCCGAUCUUCAGUUUGCUUUGGGGACUUGGAGCACCAUCCAAUACCUGUGUAUUUAUUUGGAGGAUGAUGUUGGACCGCCUAGCAACAAAAGCAAACCUGCUGAGGAGAGGAGUAAUAUCAGAUGAAAGUGCUGCAAACUGUGUCCUCUGUCUACAGAAUACUGAAACAGCAUAUCAUCUUUUCACCCGUUGCCCGAUUGCUGUCAAUCUAUGGGCAAAGUGCUCUCGCUGGUUUGGCUGCUGUUCAAUUUCUCCGGGCUGCUGCAGAGACCAUCUAUUGCAGUAUGUUUGGCCUGGCCUCUCCUCCAAACAGAACGCAGCUUUCUGGAUGGUGUGGUUUGCAAUGACCUGGUCGCUCUGA